This is a messenger RNA of Aplysia californica (California sea hare), 1076 nucleotides long. RefSeq names its product synaptonemal complex protein 3. The record is from RefSeq and is a predicted model, not a curated record. Gene Ontology annotation, biological process: spermatid development; meiotic cell cycle. Bases 277 to 996 code for a protein of 239 amino acids. Gene Ontology annotation, cellular component: synaptonemal complex. The transcript is spliced from 8 exons. NCBI's taxonomy places the organism in Eukaryota, Metazoa, Mollusca, Gastropoda, Aplysiida, Aplysiidae.
AAUCAGUUUUGUCGUCUGCUUGUCUUUCGAAUUCGGAAGUUGUAGAUUCUACAGAAGGAAGGCUCAGAUCUGUUGAUUUACCGAAAAGACUAUUUAGAUUUAGAUUCUAAUCUAGAUCUAGAUCUAGAUCUAGAUCUCUUAAAAAGAGCAUUGCAUCACUUUUUAGUCACCUUUUGACAGCUUGCAGUGAUAAUUGAGAAGAGCGAGGGAAAAAAAGUAGAUUCUAAAUAGAAAGUUCUGAAAGGACGUACACGACUAAGAGUCCACACAACAAAGAUGACGCGCCCCAAGAAAGCUGAGCGAAAACCAUCCCAGUCCCAGUUGAAGAACUUUGAUGAAGACUUCGAAAAUGAAUUGAACGUCCCCAAUGAAGACCCUUUCAGUUUUUCAGGACAGCAGAGAGAUGAAGAAGCUCCCAUCAUACUGAAGCCAACAUCAAGUAAAAAGAGGAGUGCUAAUGAUGACUAUGAUCCAGGAGACUUCAGCUCUGAGAUGCAGAGAAUGCUUGAGGGAUUUGGAGCUGACAUUUCGAAAACUUUGUGUCACAAGAAAAAGAGGGUGGAGCAGUUUACCCAGAGUUCCUUGAAAAACACCAACAAAAAAGUGGAGGAACUGUGGACUGCUCAACAGCAGGCCAGAUCAAAACUCCAAGAAGAAUUUGGACGGCAAGUCAACGCUGUGUAUCAACAAUGGGAAUCUGAUAUUGAAAAGUCUAAGGAUCAAGAAGAAAAGCUGAAUAAUCUCUUCAAACAACAACAGAAACUGUUCCAACAGGGGAGAAUUGUCCAAAGUCAACGACUGAAAACUAUAAGGGAACUCAGUGAUCAGUUUAUGAAAGGACUUGAUGAACUGGAUCGCAAUCGUCAAAGUCAGCAGACAUCUUUGCAGGCAGAGUUGAAGAAAGAGAUGGCAUUGCUGCAAAAGAAGAUUCUCAUGGACACUCAACAGCAAGAGAUGGCCAAUGUAAGAAAGUCACUCCAUUCUAUGCUGUUUUAGUGACGCCAGCAAAGUUUAUCUCUCGUUAUUGUCGUUCUUGUAAGUUUCAAAGAAUAAACCCAAUUGUACAACAUCUUAAA